GAGUACACUGAGCCAGAGGGAGCUGACACUCUGUCCCCUCCCCCACAGUCCCAUCAGUCUGUACCAGAGAGCUUACACACCCCAUGGUCCCCUCCCCCCCACAGUCUAGUCCCAUCAUCUGUACCAGAGAGCUUACACUCUAAUGUCCCCUCCCCCACAGUCCCAUCAGUCUGUACAGAUGGCUUACACUCUAAUGUCCCCUCCCCCACAGUCACAUCAGUCUCUGUACAGAGGAGCUUACACUCUAAGGUCCCCCCCCCACAGUCCAUCAGUCUCAGUACCAGAGGAGCUUACACUCUAAUAUCCAGGCCCCCCCACAGUCCCAUCAGUCUCUGUACAGAGAGAGCUUACACUCUAAUGUCCCCUCUCCCCCACAGCCCCCCAUCAGUC
Messenger RNA from Staurois parvus, 390 nucleotides. Lineage: Eukaryota; Metazoa; Chordata; Amphibia; Anura; Ranidae. The record is from the annotation of a GenBank genome assembly.